AAUCCCUCCCAUUUCCAACCACUUGCUUUUGCAGCUGCUUUGAGGUCAGUCAGAAUCCGUGAAACUGUCCGGCGAUCAGACCCACGGACGCGAGGAAAGGGUGCAGAAAAUCACGCCAGUCAUUAUGCUGCUCAGUCUGUCCAGAUCCGUCGGCGGGUGACUAAAAGACAGUUUGAAGGACCGGAUUGCCUCUUGCUGGAACAACAAGCCGUGGACAUUUGCCCAAGGAAAGGGUUACUUGUUUGGGAGGAAACUCUUCCCGUGCGCGCUGUGUUUUGAUCGCAUUGACGGCGGAAUUACAUUCGGAAUCGUUGGGAACUCGGAAGAUGAACAUUUGCGGCGUUUGGCUUUUGGGAUUUGUUUUAGCCUGAACAGCUUGAAAAAUCUCUGGGAUGCACUGGCCGCUGUAGGGUGACCUGGAAAUUGGAAAAGCCCCCAAACAAACCAGUUUACAAACAUUCUCGGAACUGAACUGAAAUAUUUCGAAUCGCUAUUGAAAAUGUCGAAUCCUCCUGUGAAGUUCAAAAAGGAUAAAGAGAUCAUUACAGAGUACGAGACUCAAGUCAAAGAGAUUCGAGCCCAACUGGUGGAACAGCAAAAAUGUCUGGAGCAGCAGACGGACAUGAGGGUCCAGCUCCUUCAGGACCUCCAGGACUUCUUCCGCAAGAAGUCCGAGAUCGAGAUGGAGUACUCGCGCAACCUGGAGAAGCUCGCCGAACGCUUUAUGGCCAAGACCAGGAGUACCAAGGACCAUCAGCAAUAUAAGAAAGACCAGAAUAUCCUGUCUCCGGUCAACUGCUGGUACCUGUUGCUGAACCAGGUUCGACGGGAGAGCAAAGACCAUGCGACACUGAGCGACAUUUAUCUGAACAACGUAAUCAUGCGCUUCAUGCAGAUUAGUGAGGACUCCACGCGCCUUCUGAAAAAGAGUAAAGAAAUCACCUUUCAGCUGCAAGAGGAUUUGAUGAAAGUGCUCAACGAGCUCUACACGGUGAUGAAAACCUACCAUAUGUAUCACACGGAGAGCAUCAGUGCCGAGAGCAAACUGAAGGAGGCUGAGAAGCAGGAGGAAAAGCAGAUCGGACGUGUUGGAGAUCCCGUCUUUCACAUCCGACUAGAGGAAAGACACCAGAGACGGAGCUCUGUGAAGAAGAUUGAGAAGAUGAAGGAGAAGAGGCAGGCCAAGUACUCGGAGAACAAGCUGAAGUCGAUCAAAGCUCGGAACGAAUACCUGCUGACGCUCGAAGCCUCUAAUGCUUCAAUCUUCAAGUAUUACAUUCACGACUUGUCUGAUUUAAUAGACUGUUGUGAUCUGGGAUAUCAUGCCUCUCUGAACCGGGCUCUGCGGACCUACCUCUCGGCCGAAUAUAACCUGGAGACGUCUCGUCACGAGGGCCUGGACAUCAUUGAGAACGCGGUGGACAGUCUGGACCCCCGUAGUGACCGCCAGCGCUUCAUGGAAAUGUACCCUACCGCUUUCUGCCCGCCUGUUAAAUUUGAGUUCCAGCCAUAUAUGGGAGAUGAGGUGUGUCUGAUCACGGCCCAGCCUCCAGUGCAAGCAGAACUCCUCCUGAGGUUCCAGCAGCUUCAAUCCCGUCUGGCCACUCUAAAGAUCGAGAACGAAGAGAUCAAGAAGACCUCAGAGGCCACUCUCACUACUGUCCAGGACAUGGUGACCAUCGAGGACUAUGAUGUGUCCGAAUGUUUCCAUCACAGCCGCUCCACUGAAUCGGUCAAGUCCACCGUGUCGGAAACCUACCUCAGCAAGCCGAGCAUUGCCAAGAGACGCGCCAACCAACAGGAGACGGAGCAGUUCUAUUUUAUGAAGUUUCACGAGUAUCUGGAGGGCAGCAAUCUCAUCACUAAGCUUCAGGCAAAGCAUGAUCUACUGAAGAGGACCCUCGGUGAUGGUUACCGGCCUGAGUAUGCAACUACAAGUCGUGGACGACGGAACUCACACACAAGGCACCAGGACUCUGGACAAGCAAUACCAAGAGUUGUUGAGAGUUGUAUUCGAUUCAUCAACCUGUAUGGCCUUCAGCAUCAAGGAAUAUUCAGAGUGUCUGGAUCUCAAGUUGAAGUCAAUGAUAUCAAGAACUCUUUUGAGAGAGGUAACGAUCCCCUGACAGAUGAAGAGAAUAACCACGAUAUAAACUCUGUUGCGGGGGUUUUGAAACUCUACUUUCGAUGUUUGGAGAACCCACUGUUUCCAAAGGAAAGAUUCAAUGAUCUCCUCUCUUGUGUCAGAAUAGACAAUCUGUAUGAGAGAUCGCUGUAUAUACGAAAGAUCCUGCUGCCUGUACCCAGAUCAGUGCUCGUGGUCAUGCGAUAUCUGUUCGCCUUCCUCAACCACUUGUCCCAGUACAGCGAUGAAAAUAUGAUGGACCCCUAUAAUCUGGCCAUCUGCUUUGGCCCCACCCUCAUGCCCACUCCAGAAACUCAGGACCAGGUCUCCUGCCAGGCCCAUGUCAAUGAGGUCAUCAAAACCAUCAUCAUCCAUCACGAGACCAUCUUUCCUGACGCGAAGGAGCUUGACGGCCCCAUGUACGAGAAGUGUAUGGCAGGCGGAGACUAUUGUGAGAGUCCAUACAGUGAACAUGGAGCUCUUGAGGAGGUUGAUCAGGAUGGAGGAGCAGAGACCCACACCAGUGAGGAUGAGGGGGAGCCCAUUGAAGCCAUUGCAAAAUUUGAUUAUGUGGGCCGUUCUGCACGGGAACUCUCCUUUAAGAAGGGUGCGUCUCUACUGCUGUAUCAGAGAGCGUCGGAUGACUGGUGGGAGGGUAGACACAACGGCAUAGAUGGACUAGUGCCUCACCAGUACAUCGUUGUACAGGAUAUGGAUGACACCUUCUCUGACACUCUGAGCCAGAAGGCAGACAGUGAGGCCAGCAGUGGACAUGGAGGAGAGGAGAAAUGCUCCAGCAGAGACAUCGGAUCUCCGACGGACAGCAGAUUACCUGAUUCCUACAUCAGCAGCAGGCACAGGAAGAGAAGUGUCCCCCCGACCCGCAAGCCUCCAGCUCGCCCCACCGACGCCCACUGCUUGGUCCACCCCUCCCAGAGCCAUCACGGCAACCCAGAUUUGGGAUCCCCAGUGAUGGGCCACUACAGUCCGCGGGACCUGCUGAGAGGAAGAGGAUACAUGCCCAUGGACAGUCCCGAGAGACGCAGACGGACCGGCCACGGCAGCCUGACCAACAUCAGCCGACACGAGUCCAUGAAAAAGAUGGAGAGCCCUCCCAUCCGUAGGUCCACGUCUUCAGGCCAGUACACAAGCUUCUCCGAGCCUCACGGCAAGAGUCUGGAUCCAGAGAGCAUCGCACAGGACAUAGAGGAGACGAUGAACACCGCUCUAAAUGAGCUGAAGGAGCUCGAACGGCAGAGUUCUGCGAAACACGCCCCUGACGUGGUGCUGGACACCCUGGAGCAGAUGAAGAAUGCUCCCACACCGGCCAGCUCCACCGAGUCCCUGAGCCAACUCCACGGUCUCCUGCUGCGGCCCACCGUCACGGAGCCGCCCAUGCGCCGCAGCACCAGCUCCUCCAGCGAUACCAUGAGCACCUUCAAGCCCGCCGUGGCCCCGCGCAUGGGGGUGCAGCUCAAGCCCCCCGCCCUGCGGCCCAAACCCAUGGUGGCCAUACCUAAGACGGGAGCGGCGCAGCAUCCGGCGGCUCCUCCACAGGAUCCACUGGACAAAUCCUGCACCAUGUGAUUCAUUGUGGGCGAAACGUUUAGGGACAAAGAGGACCGCUGCUGUCAGAGCCAGAUUUAUAGUGAAUUUUAUUGCCAAUGAACAUGGUGACGUGUGGUUCUUCAUUUUUGCAAUAUUUCAUUCAGAGAGUGGACUAAGCAAAUAUAGAUAACUAAAGAUACUAGAAAUACGUUACUGUGGUUAAUGAGGUGAUGGUAGUUAGUGUGUAUACAAUUCCAACACUAUUAAAGGGAUUAUUAAUAAACUAGAAUAACAUCGGUCACUAAGCAUGGUUCUGAGGAAGAGUAGAGUUAGUUAAACAGGUGUUUACUAUUUCAGAAAGUUACAUUUUCUCCCUGUUUAGUCGAUUCCAACAAACAUUUUUAGAUAUUCUAGACACCUGCAACUAACGGAAAGCAGUUUAUUUGUUUUCAGAUACUGUUUGCAUGCUUGUCUGACACCUUAUUUUUUCCCGCAAUACUCUGUGUGAAUAGAUUAAGGAGUUGUGACAAUGAUAUUAAAGAAAGCAACAAAUCACUACAGCUUCCUACGGUAUGUUGUUAGGGUGACUUUUUCUAUAUCAGUAGUUUACAUCCACUAGAAAAACUGCUAAAUGUGAAUAAUACAGAAACUAAGCAGGGUCUUUGGUUUCUCUGUUUACAGGAUUAGGAUUGUGGGAAAUGUGUCUCUUUAAAUCUCAGAGUGAUUUCUAGUCUGGACUCUUUGUGGAAUGUUGACGUUGGAAACGCACUGCCAUAUAAGGGCAUGUGAUGUCACAUCUUCUGCCCGUCCUGAUUGGCAGUCGAUGUUAACAUUAAAGUUGUAUCAGCAAGGCUUUACUUUGAAUAUUAUAUUUUUGAUAGUAAUAUUUGAAUAUAUGCCCAGGGAGUUUGCGUAAACCACAUCCGCUUACGUUGGAGAAACAUUCUCCUAGUUUGUUUUCUUGAUUUCUUAUUUAGAAAUAUAUAUUGUGUAUAUAAAUGUACAUCCACUAAACCUUUUUUUUUUUUUUGGUCUUUACGUUCAUUACUUUCUCCCAGGAACCAACUGCUCUCUAUAAA
Molecule: messenger RNA, 4752 nt
Organism: Sinocyclocheilus rhinocerous
Lineage: Eukaryota; Metazoa; Chordata; Actinopteri; Cypriniformes; Cyprinidae
Gene: srgap1a
Product: SLIT-ROBO Rho GTPase activating protein 1a
Exons: 22
Coding region: 500-3712 (1070 amino acids)
Biological process (GO): signal transduction
Molecular function (GO): GTPase activator activity; protein binding
Source: RefSeq, a predicted model, not a curated record